This is a messenger RNA of Erigeron canadensis, 951 nucleotides long. Its product is annotated as protein IQ-DOMAIN 27-like. The transcript is spliced from 4 exons. Gene Ontology annotation, molecular function: protein binding. Bases 1 to 951 code for a protein of 316 amino acids. The record is from RefSeq and is a predicted model, not a curated record. Lineage: Eukaryota; Viridiplantae; Streptophyta; Magnoliopsida; Asterales; Asteraceae.
AUGGGAAAAGCUUCUUCAAAAUGGGUUAAAGGGUUGUUACAUAUGAAAAAAAAUAUGGACAAAGAAAAUGAUAAGAAAACAACAAGCAGCUGCUUAACAGAAGUUAAGCCCAGCAUAAUGACACCAUUACUGCAGGUGGUUAGUAGUAACAAUAUUAGUCCUCCAACAACUAAUGAUGAUCCCACUAAUUACAUAUUACCCACACCAGAAAAAGAACAUGCAGUUGCUGUUGUGGAUGCUGCAUUGGCUGUCGCCGAAGCUGCCGUGGCUGUAGUCAGACUCACCAGCAGCCACGGCAAAGCAACACUUUUUGAUCUUAGUGCUGGCAGCGAAAGAUGGGCCGCCGCUCUCAAGAUUCAAACAGUCUUCAGAGCUUAUUUAGCAAGAAAGGCUUUAAGAGCUUUAAAAGGGCUGGUGAAAUUCCAGGCUCUUGUUAAGGGAUUUCUUGUUAGGAAAAGAGCAGCUGCAACUAUAUACAGUAUGCAAGCUCUCCUUAGAGCUCAGGCUGCUAUUCUGUCCCAACGGGCUCGCCGCUCUUUCACAGAUCAUCGUGUAAUUACCCGUCAUCGCAAAUCCACUGCAGGAAAGACUCUAAGAGCUUUAAAAGGGCUGGUGAAAUUCCAGGCUCUUGUUAGGGGAUUCCUUGUUAGGAAAAGAGCAGCUGCAACUCUAUACAGUAUUCAAGCUCUCUUUAGAGCUCAGACUGCUAUUUUGUCCCAACGGGCUCGCUGCUCUUUCAUAGAUCAUCGAGUAACCCGUCAUCGCAAAUCCAUUGAGAUGAGGUUUGAUCAAGAGACUUGUUCUCGUUUUGCAAAGUCGAACCGGUUAAUUGCUCCCACUACACGUGCGCAAAGUGUAUGCGGGGAAGGGUAUUUUAGGCCUUAUACGAACAACCAUCCAAGUUACAUGGCGAACACACAAGUCAUUUUCGGCGAAACAAAGGUGUCGUAG